This is a messenger RNA of Chaetomium strumarium, 1159 nucleotides long. RefSeq lists its product as uncharacterized. Lineage: Eukaryota; Fungi; Ascomycota; Sordariomycetes; Sordariales; Chaetomiaceae. The record is from RefSeq and is a predicted model, not a curated record. The transcript has 4 exons. Bases 8 to 1159 code for a protein of 383 amino acids. Gene Ontology annotation, molecular function: DNA binding; zinc ion binding. Gene Ontology annotation, biological process: DNA-templated transcription.
CUCAGACAUGUUUUUUUCCAUCUGCAUCUCCCACCUCAUCCCACCGCUUUCAUCAGUGUCCGCCUUGCACCCUGAGCAAGUGCACAUUUUCCGGCUCUGGCAGACGUAUCUGGAAAACGUCAAUCCGCUGCUGAAGGUGACACAUUCGUCGAUGCUGCAAGCACGGAUUAUCGACGCGGUCAGCGAACUGGGAAGAGAUAUUCAUCCUACCUUUGAGGCACUCAUGUUCAGCAUCUACUGCAUCGCGGUCGUGAGUCUGGCCGAUAGUGAAUGUCCCCGGCUGCUCAAAUCGUCCAAGGAGGAUCUGCUGUCGCGGUACCGGUUCGCGUGUCAGCAACUGCUGGUCAAGUGUCGGCCCUGGCAGUUUACAGAUAUCGACGGGUUGACCGCAUUGUACCUCUACUUGGUCUCGGAAUGGCCGCAAACAGACCCGCGCUCGCUCUCCUCCAUGCUGGCCGCCUCCAUCCGGAUUGCGCAACGUAUGGGAUUCCACGAUGAGUCCACAUACACCCGACAUACUACCGUGGAGGCCGAGAUGCGCCGAAGACUCUGGUGGUCGUUGGUGGUUUUUGAUCAUCGCAUCUGCGAGAUGUCCGACUACAAGGCCACCACCUUGACGCCCACCAGGGACUGCCGGAUUCCGUCAAACAGGCGCUGUUUCGCGGUGAUUCGUAGCGAGCUGGCCGACCUGAUCCGCCAUAGCACGUUCCACAUCAACCUCGUCAACCCGGUACUGGCGGCCGUCGCGAAAGCAAAGGAUCUUCGCGACAUGUCCGUUCCUGCAAAUGGUGAGAAUGAGAUGUCGACUAUACAGAAGGCAAUCCAGGCCAAGUACCUCGCUUUCUGUGACCCGGCUGACCCGCUCCACUAUUUGACAAUCUGGACAACGCGCGGCUACCUACCAGCCAGGAACCGCCUGCCGGAGCACUACGCGCGAUACGUGACAUCGCCGGCGACGACACAGCAGGCCGACUCGCAGCGCAACGCUGCCCUGUCCUACGCACUCGAGAUGCUGGAUUGCGACACGAGGCUGCGAGUCUCUCCUUUGACCCAUUUCCACGUCCCAGCCCUGGCAUACAUCCACGUUCUGAGCGACCUGAAACGGCGGCCGAGAGAAAGCCACGCCGAGAAAGCGUGGCAGGUCAUGAGCGAGAACUAA